GAUAUUUUAUUGCGAAUAUUUAAUAAAGAGCACUAACAAAACUAUUUUUAGAACAAUCUGGAGUAGGACGAAAUUUCCGAGCCACGAUGUAAAUGCGUUGACACCACGCGAACAGCAAAUGUAAAGUACAUCAGUAAUUGUUACAAUAUCGACUUAGAAAUACAUAUCUCUGUACAUAAAACAAGUAAUCAAACGCUGUUUUAUUGUAAUUUGAGCAGUGGAAAAUUUGUGUCUGUCUUUUAUAAUCGUGAUAAGUGUUGAACGAUGUUUUCUUUGUGUUUGAAAAGUGGGGUGAGAAAUAAAUUGGUGGGCAAGGUACAUCUGUCCGCGAGGAAAUUCACUGUCCAAGGGGUGAAUUUAGGCGGUCUGAAUGUAGACAAACGAAGCUUGGCCAGCAAUGAACGCAAGCAGCGUACCUUCACCGACAGGUCGCAGCUGAAGUAUGCCAGGAGACUGGUGGUGAAGCUGGGAAGUGCCGUCAUCACUAGGGAGGACGGCAACGGCCUCGCCUUGGGAAGACUAGCCUCUAUUGUGGAACAGGUAGCAGAAUGCCAUCACGAGGGCCGGGAAUGCAUCAUGGUGACCAGCGGGGCGGUAGCAUUUGGUAGGCAGAAACUGACCCAGGAAUUACUGAUGUCACUCUCAAUGAGGGAAACUUUGUCUACCACCGACCACACAAGAGAAGAUGCUGGAAGUAUCUUGGACCCUCGGGCCGCAGCUGCCGUGGGCCAGUCGGAGUUGAUGUCCAUGUAUGAUGCCAUGUUCUCCCAGUAUAACGUCAAAAUUGCUCAGGUUCUUGUGACGAAACCCGACUUCUACAACGAGGAGACGAGGAAGAACUUGUUCUGCACGCUAUCCGAGCUGAUCUCCCUGAACAUAGUGCCGAUAGUGAACACCAAUGAUGCCGUCAGUCCGCCAAUGUACAUACAUGAUGAUACUGUGGUACCUGGUACUGGGAAGAAGGGAAUUGGCAUCAAAGACAACGACAGUCUAUCAGCUUUGUUGGCGGCUGAAAUACAAUCAGAUCUAUUGAUCAUGAUGUCCGAUGUCGACGGAAUCUAUAACAAGCCCCCGUGGGAAGAUGGCGCUAGGAUGAUGCACACUUACACCUCCAAGGAACAGGUCCAGUUUGGGCAGAAAUCUAAGGUUGGAACAGGUGGCAUGGAUUCUAAAGUUAAUGCUGCAACCUGGGCUAUGGCUCGCGGAGUCAGUGUUGUUAUUUGCAACGGUAUGCAAGAGAAAGCCAUCAAAACCAUAAUUAGCGGCAGAAAAGUAGGCACUUUCUUUACCGACCACGUUACCAGUUCUUCCACAUCAGUUGAUGUAUUAGCUGAAAAUGCACGCACUGGUAGUAGAGUUUUACAGAAACUGACCCCUUCGGAGCGUGCAUCAGCUAUUCAUACGCUUGCUGACCUAUUAGUCGAUAAACAAGAUUUAAUUUUAGAAGCGAACUCGAAAGAUAUUAGUGAGGCAACUAAAGGAGGAUUAGCUAAACCUCUCUUGAAUAGAUUAGCUUUAAGUCAAGGAAAGCUAAAGACCUUAUCAGUAGGAUUAAAACAAAUAGCCGAUUCUAGUUACGAGAACGUAGGACGAGUUUUGAGAAGGACUAAAUUAGCAGAAAAUUUGACACUUCAACAAGUAACUGUCCCAAUUGGUGUUCUAUUAGUUAUAUUCGAAUCUAGACCAGAUUCACUACCACAAGUUGCUGCCUUAGCAAUGGCAUCGGCUAACGGUCUUUUACUGAAAGGUGGUAAGGAAGCUGCUCACUCAAAUAGGACUUUAAUGGAUUUAGUAAAAGAGUCACUAAGGACUGUUGGUGCAGAUGAUGCUAUUUCUCUAGUUUCUACAAGAGAGGAAAUCAGUGAUCUGCUAUCUAUGGAGAAACACAUAGAUCUUAUUAUUCCACGAGGCUCAUCAGAUCUCGUUAGAAAUAUUCAGAAGCAAUCUCAACACAUACCUGUGCUUGGUCACGCUGAAGGUAUUUGCCACGUCUAUUUGGACAAAGACGCUGACCCUUCGAAAGCGAUUAAGAUUAUCCGCGAUGCUAAAUGCGAUUACCCAGCCGCCUGUAAUGCAAUGGAAACUCUUCUAAUUCACGAGGAUCAUCUUAAUAGCUCUCUGUUCACUGACAUUUGCAAUAUGCUUAAACAAGAAGGUGUGAAGAUUCACGCCGGUCCGAAACUAGCGAGUCAUCUAACUUUUGGUCCUACACCAGCGAAGACUAUGAGACAUGAAUACGGAUCUUUGGAAUGCUGUAUUGAAGUAGUCCAAGACUUUGACGAAGCCGUUGACCACAUUCACAAAUACGGAAGUUCACAUACAGACGUCAUCAUCACAGAAAAUGGUGAAAUGGCGAAACGCUUCCUAAACUCCGUGGACAGCGCGUGUGUCUUCCACAAUGUGUCGUCCCGCUUCGCUGACGGGUUCCGCUUCGGAUUGGGCGCCGAAGUUGGUAUUUCUACGGCCAGGAUUCACGCAAGAGGUCCAGUAGGCGUAGAAGGACUUCUAACGACCAAAUGGAUCUUGGAAGGCACUGACCACACCGCAGCCGAGUUCAACGAGGGCAAAAGGCAGUGGCUUCAUGAAAAAUUGCCAGUCAAUUGACUAUAUAAAGCAAUUAGAAGACAUUUCUGUAAAUUUAAAACUAUCGUCUUGAAAACGUAAUGUUACUAAGUGAAAAAAAAAAAUUUUGGUUUAAAAAAGUAAAAUUGAACGUUUCUAGAACAAGUAAGUAAAAGUUUGUAAUAUUAAAGUACAAAAACAAUGCAAAAAAAAUGUAAAAAGAUUAAAAAGAAACAAAUAACGUACCUACCUAUUGUAUAUUUUAUAUAUAAAUUUAUAAGUAAGAAAUAUGAACAUGUGAUUUUUUAAAAGAUAAAAUAUAUUUUUGUACAAAUAUGUCAUUUAAGUAAUGUUAAUUUAUGAUGAAAUUUUAUGUUAUAUAUAGGUACAUAUAAUAAGGGUCCAAAAAUUUUAAUUAAAUGAAAUGGAAUAUAACUUAAGAAUUGUUUUGUAAAGUAGUCCUCUUAGCGUUUGUCCACGGUUCAUUCCUUUCUCGGACUAAAGUCCGUCUGUAACCAUAACCUUUUUUUAUAUCAAAGGGGAAGUUCUUUUUACGGAGUACCCCCCGGGUCUUCAGAGUGUGUGACUCCUGGUACCGAGUGUGCCAGCCUACCGCACUUAAUGUUGGGGAUGACCAAAAUGUUUCUCUUAUUUUUAAUGUAAUUUUU
Messenger RNA from Amyelois transitella, 3230 nucleotides. It is a transcript of the gene P5CS, whose product is annotated as delta-1-pyrroline-5-carboxylate synthase. The record is from RefSeq and is a predicted model, not a curated record. The transcript has 10 exons. Gene Ontology annotation, molecular function: glutamate-5-semialdehyde dehydrogenase (NADP+) activity; glutamate 5-kinase activity; ATP binding. Bases 265 to 2604 code for a protein of 779 amino acids. Lineage: Eukaryota; Metazoa; Arthropoda; Insecta; Lepidoptera; Pyralidae. Gene Ontology annotation, cellular component: cytoplasm; mitochondrion.